Pipra filicauda (Wire-tailed manakin) is the source of this 3847-nucleotide messenger RNA. It is a transcript of the gene NOAZFP, whose product is annotated as zinc finger protein 330. Lineage: Eukaryota; Metazoa; Chordata; Aves; Passeriformes; Pipridae. Gene Ontology annotation, cellular component: nucleus. The transcript has 9 exons. Gene Ontology annotation, molecular function: zinc ion binding. The coding region runs from base 1608 to 2660 and encodes 350 amino acids. The record is from RefSeq and is a predicted model, not a curated record.
GGGGCUGAAACUAUCCUUACAGAUGGUAGCAUGCAUGUCUGCUUGGAGUUAGGGAGGAGGCUGAGGAGAGCAGGUACCUCUCACUUCCUUAAGCCAGUGGCCCUAAUAUCCACCCACAGACUCUACUGGAAUCAUCAGAGGUUACCUGGGCAGAGCUGUCUCAUCGUGUGGGCCAGUUUUUGCCAAGCUCCAAGUCUGCAGUGAUUUUCUUCAAACUCCUUAAGUGGAGAUUGAGAUGUUAGGAUGACACUUGAGUCUCAAUUACCAAUUGUCUGAAGAUGUUUUUCUGCAGAUUUAGAAAUCAGAGGCAGAGCAAGGACCACUGGUAGGUGUACUUGUAGCUAAAAGAACUGUGGGUUAGUUGUACAAGUGCAAUAUGUGUUGGGGCAGCUUGCUGGAGAGGCCAGAUUUUCAAAACAAGCACUGGUGAGGUACCAAAAUAAGAGCUAAACACCUGGAAAGAUGUUUAGCCAUUCUAUUGUCUGCAAGGAAGUGUGAUUUGGUAGCUGCAAUACAAAGAAGUUGGUUCGUAGAAUUGAGAGUAUUUUUUUAGAACAGGCAAGUUUUUGUCAGUGAUCAUCACCUCAUCCUUAGCUGCUUUCUCAUUCCCAUGCUUGCUAAGUAAACUGCUGCCCCUUUUGACCGUCUUCCACCAUCAGACUGUGCUAAUCUGGGCCUUGGUGGUGCUUGUUGGUUUGUUUUUAGUUUUGUUUUUAACCUGUAUCUGUUUUAGAACAGGACACCAAGAACAGUUACAUCAUCAGAAAUAAGGGGAUGAUAAAGAUGGAGCCUAAGGAAGUGCCUGUGUUGACGAGAGAAAUUCUUACAUCAGGCCACACCUUGAAUCUCUCAGUUGUCCAUUUCAUGGAGUCAGGAUAAUCCUUGCUAAUUUAUUAUAAACACAAAGUAAACUUAAGCAUAUGUGAGUACUGCACAGUUCAUCGUGGACAUGGCAAGAGACCAGUGGUCUGAUUGUUUGCCUGAUGGUCUCACCACUGUGUUGCACUGGUUCCCUCCUAGAAUGUUAGAAUGGAACCAAACAGAAUUAACUUAGUGUGAAUCCUUUUUGGAAAACAAUGGUGUCUUCAAAGCAAUGCAUGCUCAUCUCUUCAUUAUUGCCAAUAUGCUAGAAUGAUAAAUAAGCAGUACAAACAUCCCUUUGUCAUAGCUCUUAAAUCUGUAUAAUGACAUUUUGUUUUCUCAGCCUUCAUGAAGUGUGAAAUUUGCAUUUUUGCAGUACACCACUUUUUGCUUACCUGAAGAAUGCUUUUUAACUGAAUGAAGCAGUUACUGAGAAUAAGAUGUGAAAGAGGAAAUGAGCUGAAUAUUUUCCUUAUUAAACAGACAAGGCAAACCAAAACCAGAGGCCCAUCACAAACAAGCCCACAAACAUAGUGGUUUCCUUUUUUUUCCAAGACAGAACACUUCAAAGAUAGUUCAACACAAAGUUGAACAGCAAAGUCUUUUUCAGAUCACAAGAUUCUUUAUGGUUCAUCACAUGGCUUUUCCUCAUGGACUGGCCCCUUCUGCCUUUGAAAAGAAACUUUCAGAAAAGGAAAUGGACAAAGCACAGUUAACCUGUGAACUCCAAGAUGCAGUUUUAGUGGAUGUGUCAUGUGUAUCCCUGUACUUACAUACAUAAUUCUGUGUGCAUUCGUCACAUACCUAUUUUUCCCCCCCCACAGAUAGUGAAUAUGCCUAAAAAGAAGACUGGUGCUCGUAAGAAAGCUGAGAACCGUCGAGAACGUGAAAAGCAGAUAAGGGCUUCAAGAGCCAACAUAGAUUUGGCCAAACAUCCUUGUAAUGCUUCAAUGGAAUGUGAUAAGUGCCAAAGACGACAGAAGAACAGAGCUUUUUGCUACUUCUGUAACUCUGUUCAGAAAUUACCCAUUUGUGCACAAUGUGGAAAAACCAAAUGCAUGAUGAAGUCUUCAGACUGUGUCAUAAAACACGCUGGUGUGUAUGGUACUGGACUAGCAAUGGUGGGUGCAAUCUGUGAUUUCUGUGAAGCUUGGGUGUGUCACGGGAGGAAGUGUCUCAGCACACACGCGUGUAUCUGCCCUCUCGCAGAUGCAGAAUGUAUUGAGUGUGAAAGAAGUGUCUGGGACCAUGGAGGCAGAAUAUUCGCCUGCUCUUUUUGCCAUGAUUUCCUCUGUGAAGACGAUCAGUUUGAACAUCAAGCCAGCUGCCAAGUUCUGGAAGCAGAGACGUUUAAAUGUGUUUCCUGUAACAGGCUUGGGCAGCAUUCGUGCCUGCGUUGUAAGGCUUGUUUUUGUGACGACCAUGUGCGAAGUAAGGUCUUCAAGCAGGAAAAAGGAAAAGAGCCUCCUUGCCCUAAAUGUGGCCACGAAACUCAGCAGACAAAGGAUCUGAGCAUGUCAACCCGCUCCUUGAAGUUUGGCCGACAGACUGGAGGAGAAGAUGCAGAUGGAGCUUCUGGUUAUGAUGCCUACUGGAAAAACCUCUCCUCCAGCAAGACUGGAGAUGCAGGUGACCGUGAGGAUGAAUAUGAUGAAUACGAAGCAGAAGACGAUGAUGAAGAUGACAAUGAUGAGGGAGGGAAGGAUUCAGAUUCUGAGGCCACGGAUGUCUUCAGCAAUUUGAAUUUAGGAAGGACCUAUGCUAGUGGGUAUGCACAUUAUGAGGAAUCAGAAGAUUAAGCCUAGUACGCUGGCAAGCUAAAAACACUUGGAAGGAGCCAAGCAAUGCUUCACUGAGUUGUGUACACGCCAGUAGGAUAGCUCUAUCAGGUACUUACAUAUCAAAGUUAGAGAAUUAACAGUGUGGGACUUCUGCUGUAACUCCAAGGGGGACUUUUCUUUUAUAUGAACCAAUGGUUCUGGGACUGGGGGAAAAAAUCAGAAUAUUUUUAUUCCCCUAAGCAGCAGAAGAUUGUGUCCCUGAGUUACUGAGUAUAAUGGUUCAAUGCCAUUUUCUCGUAUCAACAUGGGAAUGUGGGAGAGCUGUAGAACUUGCUUCCAUUUGCUCAUCAGAGAUUAAGUUAUUUUUUACAAUCAUUUUGUUAACUGAUUUCAUACAUUAAUGCAGUGGUGAGUUGGUGACUGCGUUUUUUUUUUUGGUCUGCACAAUAAAAGUCAACUGCAUUCUCUAAUAAACUGUCAUAAAUAUUGAUCUCCCUUGAAUAGUUGGAAAGCAGGUUGUGUACAAAGUGUGAAUUGACACUAAAAUAACUUCCUUGUUUAUGUAGGUAUGGCAGAUUAAUGUAUUUUUCUGUGUACUUGCCCAUCAGCCUUUCAGCAUUUUUAGUGUUAGAUAUUAAUUGGUGGGGCUAUAUGCAGUCAUUACAAGUUCACCCCAGAUAAUCAAAACUUUUAUGGCAAUAAAAAUGUUCAUGUAUCCUCUCUGCCACAAAAAUCUAUAAGGCAGUUUCCCAUUAGAUCAAAAAGAGACUGUUUUCUUCUGUGCCCAGCCUUCAGCUCUUUUCCUUGCAUAUGAAACACACACAGAAUAAAAUUAGAUAGGAAACAACCCCGUAUAUGAAUUGAUAAGGUGAGAAAACACAGCGAGGUUCAAAGUGCUGGGUCCAAAUAUUAUUCUGUGCAAGGGUGCUGGUACAAGGCAAAUGAUCAACACAUCUGAGCAAGGAGGUGACACCUGCAGUAGUGUUUGCAGUGAUUCUGGUUUGAAAGUCAACGUGUUAAUUACCAAUGUACAGAUCUAAGUGGUGGAGUUUAUUUUCCUUUUUCAGGGGAAUGUUUUACAGCUGACAGAUCACAACAGCAGGGCAGCCACCUAAAGUGCUGCUCCAGCUUUCUAAAUACCAUGCUUUAAUGCAAGAGAGCCAUUUCUUGUUAUCUGUCAAAUAUCUGAACUGAUUAUUGCGUUA